This is a messenger RNA of Lingula anatina, 5473 nucleotides long. RefSeq names its product copper-transporting ATPase 1. NCBI's taxonomy places the organism in Eukaryota, Metazoa, Brachiopoda, Lingulata, Lingulida, Lingulidae. Gene Ontology annotation, cellular component: membrane. Gene Ontology annotation, molecular function: ATP binding; ATP hydrolysis activity; copper ion binding. The record is from RefSeq and is a predicted model, not a curated record. Gene Ontology annotation, biological process: monoatomic cation transport.
AAUCCCCACUAACCUCUCGUUAACUUGGCCAGUGAUUGCAGAAAUUUUAAUAGGGUAAAGUUUUCAUCUAAUUUACUUCUUUUUAAUUUCAGAUUGUUGGUCUCAUCAUGAUGAGUACUAAAACUCUGGUAGCCAUCAUUGAUGGUAUGUACUGCCAGAAGUGUCCCAAAAAGAUAGAAGAUGCAUUGAAAAACAAGAAGGGCAUAGGAAAUGUGCAGGUUUCCCUGGAGGACAAGGAAGGAGUGGUCACUUUUGACCCUGGGACCAUCUCGGUGGAUCAGAUCCUGUCAGAUAUCCAGGGAUUGGACGCUGCAUUUAAAGCACAUCCCAAAGCCACCCAGACCCCUGUCCAGGAGGUCACUCUGUUUGCUGACCACAUGACCUGUGGAGACUGUGUGAAGAAGAUUGAAGAUGCCCUAGGCAGGCUGGAUGGAGUGACUGCUGUCAAGGUGUCUCUGGCCAUGGGCAGUGUUACUGUCAGGCAUAAUCCAACCCAGAUAAGCUCUGUCAACCUCCGAGAUGCCAUUGGAGCAUUAGGUUUCCCAGCUUCUUUGAGAAAGCCUCCCCAACCUCUCUCCUCUGCCACCAUAGAUAUACAAGGGAUGACUUGUAAUUCGUGUGUAAAACUCAUUGAAGACACCAUCGGAGAAAAGAGUGGGGUGAAGUCCAUAGUGGUCAGCCUGGAGAAAGGUCAAGGGGUGAUCCAGUAUGAUCCAAAAGUGACCACUGCCAGCUUGUUGGCUGGAUACAUUGAUGAUAUGGGUUACGAGGCAAGAUUGUUGACGCAGGUGCCCCAAGAGGAGCCGGUCCCAACCUGUUCAGAGAAAUCAUGCACCGUAGACGUGAAGGGUAUGACGUGUCAUUCUUGUGUUGACCUCAUCGAGCAAGUGAUCUCUGAGAAGCCAGGCGUGGUGAAGAUUAAAGUUUCCUUGGAAAAAGGGAGAGCUGACAUAACCUUUGAUCCAGAGACCACAGACCCAAGGCAGCUUGCUGAGGAUAUUUCUGACAUGGGUUACGAUGCAGAGGUGGUUGCCGACAGCAAGUGUGAUGAAGGUCAGAUCCAGAAGUCUUCCAAAUUAAUCACUUCCAAUAUUGUCAUAUCUGGAAUGACCUGUCAGUCAUGCGUGAAGAAGAUCGAGGGUGAGCUGGGGGAUGUCAUUGGAGUGGGAAGUGUGAAAGUGUCACUGGUUGAAAAAGAGGCUACUGUGCAGCACAAUCCCGCACACAUAAGUGCAGAUCAGAUAUGUGCUAAAAUUCAAGGGCUUGGAUUUGGUGCAUCCAUUAAAGAUGUAAAGAAAAAUGCCAGUGUUGUUGCCAAACCAAAAGUCAUUGAACGUAAUGCAAGCCUGCGGCGCAGCAAGGGCAGUGUCCGUCGUCGCCAGCCAACACAACCUCGUGAAGAUGGAAAGUACCAUAAAGCCUUGUUUAAUGUGAGAGGAAUGACAUGCGCUUCCUGUGUGGCUAACAUUGAACGUACUAUGGCCAAGGUAGAAGGCAUUGAAACCAUUCUGGUUGCCUUACUGGCUCAGAAAGCAGAAGUGACCUACGACCCAGAGUUGCUGAAUCCAGAGACAAUAGCCAAGAAAAUCACUGACCUAGGAUAUGAAACUACAGUCCUACAAGAAGCCACUGGGGGACACGUAGAACUGUUUAUUUCUGGAAUGACUUGUGCUUCAUGUGUUGGCAAGAUUGAGGAUCAUGUUAUGAAGAAACGGGGCGUUAAAUCUGCCUCCGUUGCCUUGACAACCUCCAGGGGGAAAUUCGAAUUUGACCCAGAAGUCACUGGAGCAAGAGAUAUCAUCCGGCAUAUUGAGUCACUGGGUUAUGAGGCCAAAAUCUUCACCAGUGACAGUAAGAAUUUAGCCCAACUGGAAUUGGAAAGGAAAAAGAAAAGCUGGCGCAACUCUUUCUUCAUAUCUCUGAUCUUUGGCGUCCCCACCCUGUUGACGGUCAUUUUCUUCUCAAUCACCAAGAUCCCUGGGGGGUGGCCUACUCCACCCCACGGAGCUGGGAAUACAACGGAUGGCCUGAUCAACCCCCAUGACAUCCGGAUCAUUCCUGGCUUGAGCUUGGACAAUUUGCUUUUCUUUAUAUUUGCCACACCAGUACAGUUUAUUGGAGAAAGAUACUUCUACAUUCAAGCCUUCAAAGCACUUCGCCACCGCACCACCAACAUGGACGUCCUUAUUGUCAUGGCAACUACCAUAGCCUAUUGUUACUCCCUUGGAGUAAUAACUGCAGCCAUGAUACAACAGACCCGCGCCAGCCCUAUGACAUUCUUUGAAACCACGCCCAUGUUGGUUACAUUUAUUGCAUUAGGGCGAUGGCUGUCGCAUAUUGUGGAGGGCAAGACCUCGGAGGCCAUGACCAAACUUAUGUCCUUGCAACCCGCAGAGGCAACUCUCGUGGAACGCGACAAAGACGGAAACAUCAUGAAUGAAGAGAAAAUACCUGUGGAGCUAGUACAGCGCGGAGACUUGCUACGAGUGACACCUGGUGAGAAAAUUCCAGUUGAUGGUCGAGUUGUGGAUGGCAAGUCAAGUUGUGAUGAGUCAUUGAUCACUGGGGAGUCUAUGCCUGUUUUUAAAGAACCAGGUUGCAAUGUGAUUGGUGGCUCAAUUAAUCAAAAUGGCGCUCUUAUAAUGGAAGCUAUCCACGUAGGCAGUGACAGCGCCCUGGCACAGAUUAUUAAACUGGUGGAGGAGGCACAGACAUCUAAAGCCCCCCUUCAAGCUCUUGCAGACAAGAUAUCCAGUGUGUUCAUUCCAGGAGUGAUCACUGCAUCCACCAUUACCCUUGUCUCCUGGAUCAUUGUGGGAUAUGUGAACUUUGACCUCAUACAUAAAGAUUUUGUGGAGGGUAGUGACCGCAGCAGGGAUGAAGUCAUCUUGGCCAAUGCCUUUCAGUACGCCAUAACUGUGUUGGCUGUAGCAUGUCCCUGUGCUCUGGGACUGGCGACCCCCACAGCUGUGAUGGUAGGGACAGGAAUAGGGGCCACCAGUGGGAUACUGCUGAAAGGGGGGCAGCCAUUGGAGGUGGCACACAAGGUGAAGAGUAUAGUAUUUGACAAGACUGGUACCAUCACCCAUGGUGUCCCCGAGGUGACCAGAAUUGUCAUGUUUGUCAGACAAGAGGUGCUGUCACUGAAGGAACUACUGGCAGUCACUGGGACAGCAGAGGGCAGCAGUGAGCACCCCAUUGGAGACGCCAUUGUCAGAUACGUGAAAGAGGCAUUAAAAUGUGAGAAUGUGGGUAACACCAGUGACUUUGAAGCAGUGUCAGGAUAUGGAAUUAAAUGUUCAGUCACCAAUGUGGAAGCUAUGAAGGACAAUGUAGACGUGAGAAAUAUCCUCAACUCCGAGACAGUGGUAGUAGAUGGAGUGGAGGGAGAGGAGGGGAAAGCGGAAGAGCCUAUUGGUGCCAUGGCCUCCAAAUCAUACGAGGUUCUGAUCGGCAAUCGUCAAUGGAUGCAAAAACAGGGUCUCAUAAUCACUCCUGAAAUAGAUGAAGAGAUGACGAAGCACGAGAUGCAGGGCCAGACCGCCAUCUUGGUGGCAGUGGAUGGCGCUGUGGCGGCCAUGAUGGCAGUUGCUGACACAGUCAAAGAAGAGGCUCACCUGGCCAUAUAUUAUCUGCAGAAGAUGGGACUGGAUGUCUACUUGUUAACAGGAGACAAUGUCAAGACUGCUGCAGCCAUUGCUAAGAAGGUUGGAAUAAAGAAGGUGUUUGCAGAGGUGCUACCACAGCACAAGAAGGAGAAAGUGGAGCAGCUCCAGAGGUCAGGGGUCAAGGUCGCUAUGGUUGGAGACGGGGUCAACGACUCCCCUGCCCUGGCACAGGCAGACCUGGGGGUGGCCAUUGGAACCGGGACUGAUGUGGCUGUGGAGGCGGCGGAUCUGGUCCUGAUGAAGGAUGAUUUAGUUGAUGUCAUCAUAGCACUGAAAUUGUCCAAGGCCACCGUGUUCAGAAUCAGACUGAACUUCUUCUUUGCCUGUGUCUACAACUUGCUGGGAAUCCCCAUUGCAGCAGGAUUGCUGUCUCCAGUGAACAUCCGACUACAGCCCUGGAUGGCAGCUGUUGCCAUGGCAAUGUCCUCAGUGUCGGUCGUCUGCCUCUCCUUGCUUCUAAAAUUGUUCAAGAAGCCAGAUAAGCAGGAAAUGGCUCAGAACCGUGCCUACAUCCACUACAAGGAGCAAGGUGGUCAGGUGACAGAUGAGAACAUCUCUGUGUCUCGUGGGUUGGAUGAUGUGCCUCAGCGAAAAUUGAGCGGCAGCAUUAAGGGUCGCAACUACCCAAGACUUAAGGAGGUUGCUGCUGAUGACAGCUUUGCAGUGGAACUUCGACCUGGACACAGCAAAUCACCGCUGAUAGAGCCUGAUGAAGAACCAGAAGAAUGGGAUGAAAGAUUGUAAUCGACUGAGUCAGAAAUGCUAAACACAUGAAUUGUGGAAUUUGAGAUUGGUCAAAUUACCUUGAUUAGGUCAUGUACUGCGCUUUUAAGACAACUUUUGGUCCUCUCUGAAAAUUAAAACUUUUGAUUUGUACAAUCCAAAUUGCAAAAUGUCAAUCUCUUUUAAGGCCAUAAGUAAGGGCACAUAUAUUUCAUAAGCACCUCCAUUACUAAAAGUAUAUACAAGAUUUCAUGAGUGCUUCCAUAACUAAAAGUGUAUGAGAAAAAAAAAGCAGAAUGAGAUUUCAUUACAAGCAGGAUGGUAACAUUCGAUUUAACUGGAUUUGAAAAAUUUUAUGUUAAAAAUACAUGGAAAUGGAUUAAGACUAAACAGAGAUUGUUAAAUAUUUCAUACCUGAGAUUCUUUGUUGAAUUUUACUUUUAAUUUCAUGAAAGUAUCAAAUGUCUGAAUGGUCAUCUAAGAGCUUUAAAGUUGAUUUACAUAUUAUUUUAAAGGGGACGAUUACAUGUAAGCCUGCAGUCUACUCCCAAGCUAUGUACAAUAUUUUAAAGAGUCCCUAAGGUCUUAAACAUAUAGAUUAUGUAGUUUAAGUUUUAAAAACUUGCAUCAUUUUAUCCCAGAAUUUAAAUACCUUACAUUCCAGACUUGUAAACAACUGUCCAACAUUUUGUAGUAUUUUGCUUAUUUUACCGAUAAGUUUUUUUAGCUUUUACAGUUACACGAUUAAACAAGAGACUCUUUAGAAAAAUUAUUGAAACAAUAUAAGAACUUUUAAGUUAGAGGAUUUUAGCUACGAUUGUCAGACAAUUUCUCCAGAUUUUUACAUUUCAUUCUUUUUAAACCAAAGUAAUGCUGCUGUGUAUGGGAAAUUACUAAAAGUUAAACUUUGUAUUUUAAAUGUUAUAUUCAAUUGACUUUUAUUGCAGUAUAAGUUCACUCGAAAAAAUGAAAUGCUGAUCGUCAAAAUCGAUGAAUUUGGCGAAUGUACGUAACAUCUCUCAUUUACUUGAUUAUAAUUCACCUGGAUGUUAUCACUUCAACGUGAAAAUAAAACUCUGGUC